Molecule: messenger RNA, 1201 nt
Organism: Hypoxylon fragiforme
Lineage: Eukaryota; Fungi; Ascomycota; Sordariomycetes; Xylariales; Hypoxylaceae
Product: ubiquitin-conjugating enzyme E2-16 kDa
Exons: 6
Coding region: 253-696 (147 amino acids)
Biological process (GO): protein polyubiquitination; ubiquitin-dependent protein catabolic process
Cellular component (GO): nucleus
Molecular function (GO): ubiquitin conjugating enzyme activity
Source: RefSeq, a predicted model, not a curated record
AUAUUGCAUUUCCAUUCAUUCCGUCACCUGAAAGAACCUGCCUGACUUCCCCUUCUCCCCGCUACUAUCUUUCAGCAUCUACAACUUUGACGAACCUAUCCGAAAACAACUACAUUUAACGCCAUCUUUCCUUCUGACCUCAUAGAGAUCGACUUCUUCUCAACCGAAAACCCGCUCUGCCGUUUCGUCGACAGCAGAGAAACAGCCUCUGCAAGUAAACAUACGUACAGCAAAAAACCGAUCUCUACCACAAUGGCGUUGAAGCGCAUCAAUAAGGAACUCACAGACCUGGGCCGCGACCCUCCCUCAUCAUGCUCUGCUGGGCCCGUCGGAGAAGACCUGUUUCACUGGCAAGCGACGAUUAUGGGACCUGGUGACUCACCAUACUCAGGCGGUGUUUUCUUCCUCGCCAUCCACUUCCCGACAGAUUACCCAUUCAAGCCUCCUAAGGUCAACUUCACGACUCGUAUCUACCACCCCAACAUCAACUCAAAUGGCAGUAUCUGCUUAGACAUCCUAAGAGACCAAUGGAGUCCGGCGUUGACCAUCUCCAAGGUUCUCCUAUCUAUCUGCUCCAUGCUUACUGACCCCAACCCUGAUGACCCCCUUGUCCCCGAGAUCGCACACGUGUACAAGACCGACCGCGCAAGGUACGAGGCUACGGCCCGCGAGUGGACCCGUAAAUAUGCUAUUUAGGACGAGGAGCAUGGGCGAUCGAGUGUCAUGGAUCCAAGGUAGAUGGAGGGAGCAGUGAGCAUAGCACUUAUUGAUAGUGAUACGGGAAAGGAUUCAUGAAACUUCCAACAUAAGCAAUAGGAACUGCAUUUCCCCAGUGUCUGGUGGUUCGUCGCUAUGGCUCUAUGUGCCUCGCGAUGAGCCAAGAGUAUAUGACUUUCGGAAAAGGGUUGAGAAUGACUUGCUAGGAUUGAAAAGGUUUUACGACGAAAGACAGGCAUUUGUCCGGAGGACUUCUAGCUUUGCGUCUCGAAUCCUCCUUAAACAUUGGCCUCGGAUCUGUUAUAAUGCACAAUUUCCCUUCUCUCCGCGCUGCGUUUACUUGCUAUAGAAUCUAGUAAUAUGCUCUAGACAGACGUGACUUAAUUCUUCCCUGAGCAAUUUCACUGCGAUCAAUGCCAUUUUGACCUCUGCCCAGGUAUCUACCAACCUAUGAUAAAAUCCUUUUUAUUUGGAACGAAGGUGU